Molecule: messenger RNA, 933 nt
Organism: Herpailurus yagouaroundi (jaguarundi)
Lineage: Eukaryota; Metazoa; Chordata; Mammalia; Carnivora; Felidae
Product: olfactory receptor 2A5
Exons: 1
Coding region: 1-933 (310 amino acids)
Biological process (GO): G protein-coupled receptor signaling pathway
Cellular component (GO): membrane
Molecular function (GO): olfactory receptor activity; G protein-coupled receptor activity
Source: RefSeq, a predicted model, not a curated record
AUGACAGAAAAUCAAACAUGGGUCACAGAAUUCAUUCUCCUGGGAUUCCCACUCAGCCCACUGACUCAGGUGUUCCUCUUCGGGCUCUUCUCCCUGUUCUAUGCCUUCACCCUGCUGGGGAACAGCACCAUCCUGGGGCUCAUCUGGCUGGAUUCCCGACUGCACACCCCCAUGUACUUCUUCCUCUCCCACCUGGCUGUUGUUGACAUAGCCUAUGCCUCAAAUAAUGUCCCAAAGAUGCUGGCGAACCUUCUGAACAAGGAAAAAACGAUCUCCUUUGUCCCAUGCAUAAUGCAGACCUUUUUAUACAUGGCUUUUGCUCACACUGAGUGUCUCAUCUUAGUAAUGAUGUCUUAUGAUCGAUAUGUGGCGAUUUGCCACCCCCUACGUUACACUGUCAUCAUGAACUGGAGAGUAUGCACGGUUCAGGCUGUCAUUUCCUGGGCAUGCGGCUCCCUGCUGGCCCUGGUCCAUGUGGUUCUCAUCCUGAGGCUGCCCUUCUGCGGGCCUCAUGAAAUCAACCACUUCUUCUGUGAGAUCCUGUCUGUCCUCAAGCUGGCCUGCGCUGACACCUGGCUCAACCAAGUUGUCAUUUUUGCUGCUUCUGUGUUUAUCUUAGUCGGGCCCCUCUGCUUGGUGCUGGUGUCCUACACGCGCAUCCUGUUCGCCAUCCUGAGGAUCCAGUCCGGGGAGGGCCGCAGAAAGGCCUUCUCCACCUGCUCCUCCCACCUCUGCGUGGUGGGGCUCUUCUUUGGAAGCGCCAUUGUCAUGUACAUGGCCCCCAAAUCCUACCACCCCGAGGAGCAGCAGAAGAUCCUUUCCUUGUUUUACAGCCUUUUCAACCCUAUGCUGAACCCACUGAUCUACAGCCUGAGGAACACCGAUGUCAAGGGCGCCCUGAGGAGAGUGCUGAGGUUGGAGAGAUCAAUGUGA